AUGAAGAGAUUUUACGAGGUUAUUACAACUCCUUCAAGUUUUGGUUUAAGCUCUUCUGUGUCAAAUUCUUCUUUGUGUCUAGUUGUUCAUGAUAAAGAUACAGUGUUGGAUUUGGAUAUUCCUAAACCUGAUCCUGGUGAAAGAAAGCAAAUCUCACAAUAUUCUUAUAAUGAACGUGACCGAAAUAUAGUGUCAAAGUUGAUGCAGGCUUUUGCUUAUGUUGCUGCGUGUUUAAAAAUGAACAUGGAGGAAAUGAAAGAGCAUGAUGAAGUGAACAAAAUUGCACUAGAAAAUGCUCCACAAAAUAACAUGAUAAUUGCUCCAAGUAUUCAAAAGGAGAUUGUGAAUGCUUGUGCGAAAGAAACAAUAAAAGCAAUUGUUGAAGAUUUAAAUGGAGAUUUCGUGAAUGCUUGUGCGAAAGAAACAAUGAAAGCAAUUGUUGAAGAUUUAAAUGGAGAUUAUUUCGGCAAAUUGUUUGAUGAAUCUAAGGAUGUUCCUCAUAAGGAACAAAUGGCUCUUGUUCUUAGAUAUGUCAACAAAGAAGAGCAUUCAGUGAGUCCAUCUCAAAUACGAGGGCAAGGUUAUGAUGGAGCUAUGCAAUUGGCUCUUAUAGCUAUUGCAAAGAAGCAUUAUGAUGUAGAUCCAUUUUUUCAUAUUGUUGCUAAUGUCUUGAAUAUUGUUGGAGGUCCUUUUAAGCGUAGGGAGAUUCUUCAAGAAGAUCAAGCAAAAAAACUAGAGGAAUUACUAGUGCUUGGUGAAGUUCAUACGGGAAGUGGACUAAAUCAACAACUUGGGCUUCAAAGGACAGGCGACACCCUUUGGGGAUCUAACUUUAAAACAAUGCAAAAUUUUAUUGCAUUAUUCUCAUCAAUUGUUUAUGUGCUUGAAGUAAUUGGAAGUGAGGGUACAACUUAUCUAGAGAGAUCCAUGGCAAAAAGUCUAGUGAAUGAUAUAAGAUCUUUUGAGUUUGUGCAUAUGUUGCAUUUGAUGUUGAAAGUGUUGGCAAUUACAAAUGAUUUGAAUAUGACUUUGCAAAGAGAAGAUCAAGAUAUUGUGAAUGCUAUGAAGCUAGUCGGUUUUGCCAAGAGGCAAUUACAAUCGAUGAAAGAGUCUAAAUGCAAAUCUUUGAUUGAAGAUGUCUUUUCAUUUUGUGUGAAGCAUGAUAUUCUGAUUCCUGAAAUGGAUAAGAACUAUCAUAUUGAAAAGUCAAAGCGCAAGAGUUCCAAGUGUCACAUAUUCGCAUCAUUUGCAUGUAGAAGUCUUUAA
Lycium ferocissimum is the source of this 1266-nucleotide messenger RNA. RefSeq lists its product as uncharacterized. The record is from RefSeq and is a predicted model, not a curated record. The transcript has 5 exons. The coding region runs from base 1 to 1266 and encodes 421 amino acids. Lineage: Eukaryota; Viridiplantae; Streptophyta; Magnoliopsida; Solanales; Solanaceae.